AUACAAAUAUUGCUAAAGGUGGGAAAGCGACUCAGUCCUCGCUGUUUGAGAAUGCUGUCCCUGAAAGGGCCGUUGAUGGAAAUCGUGCUAGCAACUGGCCAGAGGGUUCCUGUACACACACACAAAAGGAUCAAAAUCCAUGGUGGAGUCUGGACCUCCUGAAAACGUACAACAUCAACACCGUCACAAUCACCAACAGAAAAGAUUGUUGCCCCGAAAGGCUCAAUGGUGCUGAGAUCCGCAUCGGAAAUUCCAUCAUCGACAACCGCAAUGCUAAUCCCAGAUGUGCAGUGAUCUCAUCUAUCGCUGCUGGGGCCUCACAAACCUUUUUUUGUAAUGGAAUGGAAGGCCGUUAUGUAAACAUUGUGAUUCCUGGAAGACAAGAAUACCUGACACUGUGUGAGGUGGAGGUCACUGGUCAGCCUUCAGAUACAAAUAUUGCUAAAG
Messenger RNA from Micropterus dolomieu (smallmouth bass), 447 nucleotides. Its product is annotated as fucolectin-1-like. The transcript has 3 exons. The record is from RefSeq and is a predicted model, not a curated record. NCBI's taxonomy places the organism in Eukaryota, Metazoa, Chordata, Actinopteri, Centrarchiformes, Centrarchidae. The annotation marks the transcript as partial.